ACUUCCUAUUGGAUAAGAAAUGGGAGGGUUAUUGUGGGUUGAGCUGAAUAUAAGCAAACAAAUUAUAAUUUGCUGGCUAUUUGUAUUUAGCAGUGUGUAGGAAGGGUGGUUAAUGAUGUGGUCCUUGUUUUUAGUACUUUUUUCAGUUGGAGUAGUUUGUUGUAAUCAUAGUGAAUACUUAAUACAACAAAAGAUUCUGAAGGGCAGGUUCAAGGUGACCCCUGCUCCUGACCCAAUUCCUAGUGAUUGGGUUCUUGCCACUAUUACAAGUGUUUCCCACUCCUCCUCAUUGCAUGCUAUUGUGGCUCUGUGUGGGAAGCAGGCAUUACUGGUGGUAGCCAAGCUAGACCUAUUUGGAAAUGGCCACUUAAUCCAGGCUGUAGAUUUGACCCUAGGGCCUCUAGGGUGCCCCUUCACACACGUAGACACUUGGAUGAAUAUUGUGCUCUUCUACUAUCAUCUCUCUGACUGUGGCACUAAUCUUGUAAUGGUCACUGAGCACCAUCUCCUCUACUCUACCCACCUGUACUAUAUGCUAAAGGAACCUAGGCUGGCCAUUGUGCGAACUAGUUUAGACAUUGCCCUCAUUGAAUGCCAUUACCCCAGGAAGGAUGAUGUUAACAGUCAAGCUGUCUGGCCCACUUGGCUCCCCUUUAAAUCACUCUCGAAUGGUGGAGGAUUUUUGUCGUAUUCCCUGCGACAGAUGAAUGAUAAGUGGGAUGCAGAGCGUGUAUCAAAUGUCUACUAUUUGGGAGAACUUAUCCAUAUUGAGGCCUCUGUCAUGACUAUAGGCCACGAACCAUUGCGGCUUUAUGUUGAUAACUGUGUGGCAACGUUGACUCCAGACAAGGAUUCUACUCCCAGAUACCAACUCAUUGAUUUCAGUGGAGCUCAUCAGAACACACUCCAGAUCAACCUGGGUGCAUUCAGAUUUUUGAAUGGAAGAAGUUUGGUCUUCAUCACCUGUAAUUUAAAAGUCACUGAGAUAGGUAGUGUGCCAGAUCCAGCCAACAAAGCUUGCUUCUUCCAGAAACCGGAAAAUGAGUGGAUCUCUGUAGAGGGAUCGAAUGAAAUUUGUCAGUGCUGUGACCAUGGGAACUGCAGAGGCAGCAGAGGAAAUGUUGGCUUUCAGCAGAGAACAGCUGUGUUUCAAUCUCAGGAUGACCAAUUAAGGAAAGGUGAAAUUCAGAUGGGACCCUUGGUAAUCCUGGCUUCUGAGUCUGCAGACUUUGCUCCUAGAAUGCAAACUGAAAACCAGAAUAUAUCAAAUGGACAAGGAACUCCUGAGCACAAUGGUGUGGACCUGAAGAUCGUAGUGGGAGUAGUAGGAGCUGUGGCUCUGAUGCUAUCAGGUUUGGUGGUAGGAGGGAUUAUAAUCUGUGGAUCUCUGACCAUUUUCAAUCUGUACAACAAGCUAAUCAAGCCCUCCAUUUAGCCCUGGGCUUGUAUGACCCUGAGCAAAUCAAGAUCAACAAAGAAGCAAUUUUCAACUGUGGAGGAAAUGUCAUCAAGGCAUCACUCAUCAGCUCUAUCUAGAACGUUUGACCUCUGGCUGUACAACAGUGACCAUGUCAUUUUAAAUUUAAUAUGUUAAUUAAAUUGUUCUUUUUUGGAGACUGA
Messenger RNA from Rhincodon typus (whale shark), 1620 nucleotides. Its product is annotated as zona pellucida sperm-binding protein 3-like. Bases 113 to 1435 code for a protein of 440 amino acids. The transcript has 9 exons. Gene Ontology annotation, biological process: binding of sperm to zona pellucida; egg coat formation; positive regulation of acrosome reaction. Lineage: Eukaryota; Metazoa; Chordata; Chondrichthyes; Orectolobiformes; Rhincodontidae. The record is from RefSeq and is a predicted model, not a curated record. Gene Ontology annotation, molecular function: acrosin binding. Gene Ontology annotation, cellular component: extracellular matrix.